This is a messenger RNA of Podarcis lilfordi (Lilford's wall lizard), 2843 nucleotides long. The record is from the annotation of a GenBank genome assembly. NCBI's taxonomy places the organism in Eukaryota, Metazoa, Chordata, Lepidosauria, Squamata, Lacertidae.
AUUAUUAUGAUGUAGGGGGCCAAACUAUAUGGGGGGGGGGGAAUGAAUGCAUUCCUAUGCCCCACAAAUAACCCAGAGAGGAAUUUUAAAUAAAAGGACACAUUCUACUCAUGUAAAAACACACUGAUUCCCGAAUUGUCCGAAUUGUCCGCGGGCCGGAUUGAGAAGACGAUUGGGCCGCAUCCGGCCCCCAGGCCUUAGUUUGCCUACCCCUGGCCUGGGGAGCCACAUUCUGGUUGAAGGAGGCCAGGAUUGGCCCCCAAGGCCUGGGGUGUGCCUCCUCCCCUGCAGUAGGACAUGGAAUCAGGAGAAAACUCUUGGAAUAGCCUUGCCAGGUGCUCAGGGACGGACUCACCUGUCCCCAUGUCCUUCUCUUUGCAGAUGUGCUGCGGUUGCACAUCUCUCCCCCAGAGGUGAGUAUUGGAGAGAACCAGAGCAGGGACUCAGACCUGCCCUCCUUGCCCCCCACUAUGCUCUCUUGGAGGUGGAGAAGGGACUGACUUUUGCCUUUCAGCUGCUGGAGGAAGAUCAGCUGUACCUGCCGGAGGUGAUUCAGAACUGCCAGGCAGCUCAGCUCAGGGGGCUCCGAACCCUGAAGUGCUCCAAGCAGGAGAUGGCCAAAGCCAUCCUGGUGAGUGAUGGGUGGUGUGGGGGACCCCCAUGGGGAAGUGGGGGAGGGAGGGGAUUUGAGGAAGGGGUUCUCCGUCUGCCAGAGAGGAGGACCCUACUGGCCUAGGUUCACGUAUCCUGUUUGAAAGGGGAAUCAUCUUAGGGACUUCCUGUGGAAAUCUGGGUCAGGAAUGCUGUUCCCGGAAUUGACAAACACACAAGAUGUUAGCAUUUAUUUUAUUUUAUUUAUUUUUUAUUUUUUUUAUUUUCCCUUUGGGGACAUGUCCACCAAAUGUGGAAUAAGGUUCCCUCAUUUUGUCUGCAUCUCCAAUACUUAUUGCGGAUAAUUAUUUAUUUUGACUAAUUUGGAUAGGGUCAGGUACCAUCUAAAAAUUCAUGUGGUGAAUUUUAAGUCUUUUUUCAUAAUUUCCCCCAUUUUUCAUCUUCAUUGGAUAGCCACAAUCGUGUGCCCAUUUCACCACCACCUCCUUCACCUCCUAGUCCUUAAGGUUCCAGUCCAGUAACAAUCUGUGUGGUUUUGAUAAUAUCUUUGUAUUAUUUAAUAAUAUUUUUUUUUAAAAAAAAUCCGCUGUUGUUCUGUCAAGUCCAUUUAUUCUUUGUCUGGAAAAAAUUGUUUAGCUGGUAAUCUAUCUUUUUUACUUUUGUUUUCCUUUUAUAUUUUUACUUUUUUGUACUUUAAGCACAUAAAAACAGUAGUAAUUAUAUGGAAAUGUGAUAAUAAUAUUGAAAUGAAUAAAAUGCUUAACUCGCCAAGAUUUUUAUUGUUUGAAGCUUCCCAAGAGAACUGAAGUAGAUUCUCCCCCUUUUGGCUUUUACCUCUUACCUUUAUAACUGUCUCUUUAAGUCCCAAAAGUCCUGCCCCACCCUCCCGCUUACAGGAUAUCCCUUCUACAGAUGUCAACGCAGACCCAACGAUGGAAAACCCUCAGCCCAAUUCCUCGUGACCACAAGACUAUUUGGGCUGCAGCAACAACAACAAAAGACACCAGAGUGGCCACAGCUAUCUCUUUCCAAAGGAUACAGACGGACAGGGAAGGGGCUGACAAAGGGGGGAAAGUUGAAUUGCAAGCACAUAAGACUCUGUGCCCCAGGAUUGAAAAGAUAUGUAAAAGAUCACGAUUGCCUCAAGAUAUGCAACUGAUUAUUUAAUUAGUAUGUUGUGUGUUAUUAUGUAGGAAUGCUGUGUCUGACAGUAUGUUAUUUCCACAAAGGGGGGACCCAAUUUUUGUGUAUAAUGGUCUUUAUGUUCAAUGUAUAAUGUCUUAUUGCCUACACCCCAAUGGAGGAUUCUCAUGCUUUUUAAGCUUUCAAAUAGAUCAGGCUAUUGCGUAGUCCAGUGUUUAGAUUAGCUCAAUUUAGGACCACAUUUCCUUGCUCCACCUGGCACUCUGCAGUGUGCCAAACUUCUCUAUCCAUUUUUAAAUGGUUUUAAAUUCACUUCACCAAGAAUAAGCUUCAGGAUCCAUUAAACAGCAGAUACAUGAAGGUGCAUAUGCUUUGAUUUAGCAGGAAUGGUCCCUUAUAGAAUUAAAUUGACUAAUUUGGACAACUGACCUUUUUAGAAUGGUUUUUCACAGAUUGCUUUGAAAAGCUGAGAACCAUGGGGCUAUAUAAGUUCUAACUGGACUCAGUUUGAACUGGGCAAGUGUAUCCAGGCUGCAACUGAGCAACUUCCCUAGAGUCCAAGACCAGAGCCUAUAAUAAUAAAAAUCCCAUAGAAAGGCCAAGGCAAAGAUAUAUCUCUCAAGAAAUGUCCAUACCUGUGCCACUACAAGGUGACAUGGUCAAUAUGAAAGCCCUACACCAGGGAUUCACCAGGGAUUGUUGCUGCUGUGGUAUGAUGGAGGUGUGAGACCAGAGGAGAGCUAGCUUUGACACUGGGAACACACAAAAAAGGCAGAAACAAAACAAACUGCAUUUUCCACUCAUUAUUUGACCUGCCCCCUAAGUGUAAAGCAUAGAGCAUUAAUGAGAAUGUUUAUCCCAAAAUGCUAGAAUGUCACAAGUAAUUUAGAAACAAAAUGCAACAUGCAUUUUUUUUUUAUGUGAUAUCCUAUGUCCAGCUAUGUGCACUGCUGCACUUGCAAAUAGCCUUAAGAGGCCUGACAUUCAAGUCUCUUAAGAUUUACACGAAGGCAUCCAUUUACAACAUGCCAGGUUGUUAUUUGUGGGGCAACAAUUUUUUAGAAAAAAAAUAUAGCCCCAAAGGGGGG